GAGUCACAUUCUUCAGGCAGACUCUGAAGAGGACUGCCAGACGUGGGUGAAGGCUCUCAAUGCAAGCAUCAGCCAGGCUUACAAGGACACCAUGCACGAAAGCGACAAGGAGUCAGAGGAGAAAAGUUCCACCAGUUCAGGAGCAGAAUCUAGUCAGGGAGAUAACUCAUCGGCCCAAGCCAAACCUUCCAAAGAGAAACUGAGGAUGGAGCAGCUCCUGGUUGUCCCGGGCAACUCCAACUGCUGCGACUGUGGAGCGGCCGAGCCGCGCUGGGCCAGCAUCAACCUCGGGGUCACGCUGUGCAUCGAAUGCUCCGGCAUUCACCGCAGUUUUGGCGUACACAUGUCCAAGGUCCGCUCCAUUACUCUGGACACCUGGGAGCCCGAGAAUCUCAAGGUCAUGCUGGAGCUGGGCAACGAGGUGGUCAACAGAAUCUACGAGGCCAAAGUAGACGAGUCCAUCGCUGCCCGAGCCACGCCUGAGUGUAACAGAGUGGUGAGAGAGAGCUGGAUUCGAGCCAAGUACGUGCAGAAAGCGUUCAUCAAGCAGCUGCCCGGCGUCAACAAGGGCAACAAACUGCGGCAGUGGAGCGUGCGCAAGAAGACGCGGGGCUCGCCGGCCCGCCUGCUGAAGAAGCACAGCCUGGAGGAGACGUCGGCGUCCAAAGACUCCCUGAGCUCGCGGGGCGGGGACUCCCUGUCGCCGUCCGACUCUGACGACUUGACCAGCGGACUGCUGGAAGGUGGAGCACCAGGGGCUCGUAGAGAGCUACCUCCACCGUCGACAUCAGCACCAACAUCGUGUUUGGAGAGGAGAGCCCAUUGGCUCGGGUGGCGGGACUUAACAAGAGUUUGGACCUUGAGAGCUCGGAUGAGUCAUCGCCAGACUUUGACGAAGACAGUGUUGGUGAUGGAGACGGUAGUGGACGUGGCGUGGCCAUGGAUGGUGACCAGUUCCACACCUCUUGGGAGGAUAUGAGCAAGCUGGAUCCGAACCUGCUACUCUACAAAGCCAGCGGAGCUCGCAACCUGGGCGUGAUGCUGGAGGCCCUGGGGAACCGGGCGGAUCCAAACUGGGUCAACCUGGAGGAAGAGGGACGCACGCCCAUCAUGAAGGCUGUUCAGACAGGCUCGCUGGCAGCCUGUGAGUUCCUGCUCCUGAACAACGCCAAACUGGACCGUCGGGACAAGUCGGGCCGCACGGCUCUCCACCACGCCACCAUCCUGGGACACACCGGGCAAGUGUGUCAGUUCCUGAAGCGUAGAGCAGACGUCAAUGCAAAAGACAACCAGGGAAAGACACCUCUGGACAUUGCUCUCGAGACGGAGAACGCAAAUGCUGACAUCGUUACUCUCUUACGACUGGCCAAACUGACAGAAGAGAUGAAAGAGUCGGAGGGUUACAUGGGAAAUCCAGGAGAUGAUACGUUCCAAGAUGUCUGCCGCGACUUCACCAACAUGGCGUCUAAUAACCCAGAGAAGCUGAAACGAAAAUAGCGGCACAGGAAAUAGACAGGCUUGUCUCACUCUGCGAUAUUAUCCAAGUGUGGGAGAAGAGAGAGAUCCGUCACCUCCCUUGUAGACUUUUAUACUAUAUCCCUGUUCUUAGAGAGACGAACACUUCACAUGGGUUCACAUGACACUAAAAUAAGUAAACUACUGCUGCACACUGCCGGAGUGCAACAUUUCUGCAAAGAUUUCUGGGUCUCACCUAAAUUCCUGGAAUUUGGGAAUAUGAAAUAUUUCAGAAAUUUUGGUUUCAUGUAUGACCUCUUUGGUCCCUUUUAUUUUUGGAACAGUUGAACACAUUUUUUUAAUUUUGCUUUCAGUCGUGCAGGUUGUAGAAAUUUUAUUACAUCAAGGUUCUUUGUCAAUUUUGUUACAAAAAUAUUGUAAUAUUGCUGCUGUCCAAAGGUUAGACUUGCACAAACUGUAGUCAUUUAAGAAUAAAACACAUAAUCAGUAGCAGUUGUUAAUGAAUUAAUUCAUUGAUCGAGGGAGGUAUGUCCCUGUAUUCAGGCAUUCCGGAGCCAUUAAUGAAUUUUUCAGUUAAAUGACAAAUCAUCAUGCAAGUCUUAGGUGAACUUUCCAAUUUCAACGAAUUUCUUCUCGUCAUCUUCACCCCCUCACUUAUAUUUGACUGUCACUGCUGUGGCAGGGGGCAGUUGGUGCACAGCAAGUCUAGUCCCGGCUCCUUUGCCAAGUCAGAGGUGCUGACCUGAACUAUUGUGUUUGAGGAAUCUCUAGUGCUGCUCAUCAACAACCAUUUCACUACCUCAGAAUUACAAAGCUCUGUCUGUUCAGUACCUAGUUUUGAGAAAUCUGUCACAAAAAUUUUGAGUUUCACAAUAUUUCAGGCUUUUUCAAACGUAGUCCUUUGAAUAUUUUAAUAACAUCUCCGAAUAAUCUUAUGAUUUUGAUAGAGCGGUCAGAGCAUUUGAUUUCUGACCUCGUCGCUUUAGUAACUCAAAACGACCAAAAAUGUCAGAUACAACUUUGUAAUUCUAAGGUAGCAAUUUGUAUGGACCAGAUCUCGCCUUAUUAAGUCUAAGUGGCCUCUGGAUAUUUACUCAGAAGUUCUCGAGGUUUAAUCUUCUCAUCAUGUUACAGCUUACUACAUAAUUUAAUUAUUGUAAUAAAGAUGUAUGUAGAUGCAAUGUUGUUGGGUUUUUUUUUUCAAUUCUGAAAUAGGCGUUUUGAUUUUGUAUUUUGUUGUAGCGGAGUAUACCUGGGGGAGGGGGGUGGGGGAGAGAGACAUGUGUGAGGGGGGUAUAAUUUAUUGUUUUUAGCUUGAUUGUAAAUCAAAGGAAGUUUUUGUGUCUUAAUGAUGAAAUCGUUGGAGCGGUUCCUUGUUUAGGGUUUAGUGAAGGUUAAGUUCUAUACUUGUGCAGGAAACAAGAGUGAAACAGAGGAACUGAGAGAAUGACUCAUCUCUCUGCUUCUGUUGAGAACCUCAAUACCUCAAGGAACCCUGGAGGCUCUUUAUGACUCAAUUUGAAUAAAUUUUGUCUUGUUU
Aplysia californica (California sea hare) is the source of this 3016-nucleotide messenger RNA. Its product is annotated as arf-GAP with coiled-coil, ANK repeat and PH domain-containing protein 2. The record is from RefSeq and is a predicted model, not a curated record. Lineage: Eukaryota; Metazoa; Mollusca; Gastropoda; Aplysiida; Aplysiidae. Gene Ontology annotation, molecular function: protein binding; GTPase activator activity.